Daucus carota subsp. sativus is the source of this 1583-nucleotide messenger RNA. RefSeq names its product homeobox-leucine zipper protein HAT5. The transcript is spliced from 3 exons. Gene Ontology annotation, molecular function: DNA-binding transcription factor activity, RNA polymerase II-specific; sequence-specific DNA binding. The record is from RefSeq and is a predicted model, not a curated record. Gene Ontology annotation, biological process: positive regulation of DNA-templated transcription. Lineage: Eukaryota; Viridiplantae; Streptophyta; Magnoliopsida; Apiales; Apiaceae. Gene Ontology annotation, cellular component: nucleus. The coding region runs from base 531 to 1358 and encodes 275 amino acids.
UUCUUUCUACUACAACUAACUCACAUACAUUUGACUCUUCUCCCUCAGGACACCUCCCAACAAAAACACACACACACACACUUCUCCUCCUGUAGUAAUUUUGAUGAUGGAGUUGGGUGCUCGCAGGUGUUCCCAUACUUCCCACAUCACUGAAAUCAUCAUCACCAGCUUCUUCCGUCAUAAACUCUAGAUUCAUCAUCAUCUUCUUCUUCUUCUUGGUUUUAUUGUUUUGUAUAUUUUGUUUCAGCUUUCACUAUGAUAGAUUGAAGUUUAGAUAUACAGAAUCAUACAUAUUGCUGAUUUCAAUGGAGGGUCGGGGUUUAUUGUACUCUGCUGCUGCUGGAUCAAGCUUAAAUGCUAAUGCUUUGCUCCAUAAUCAGUUGCCCUUUUCUUUUCUUGCUUCAGAAUGUAAAAUAUGAGUUAUGGUGAUUUGGAUCAUGUGAUAAUGUUGGUUGCUGCAUUUGUUCUCUGAAUGAUUGAGCAGAAUCCUUAUGUAAGUGUUCUGAUGCUUUGGUUCAGAUUCCAGAUCUAUGGUUAGUUUUAAGGAUAUAAGUGGAAGAAUGCAUUCGGAGAGAUCGUUCUUUCGGUCAUUUGGUCAGGAUGGUAAUGAGGAUGAAGACUUUGAUGAAUACUUUCACCAACCUGAGAAGAAGAGGCGGCUUAAAGCUGACCAAAUCGAAUUUCUAGAGAAAAGUUUCGAGGCUGACAACAAGCUUGAACCAGAACGAAAGGUCAAACUUGCAAAAGACAUUGGUUUGCAGCCUCGGCAGGUCGCAAUAUGGUUUCAGAACCGCCGAGCUCGCUGGAAGAAUAAAUCACUAGAAAGAGAUUAUGAAGUACUGCAGGAUAGCUACAACAGUCUUAAAGCACAAUAUGAAAACCUCGUCAAGGAGAAGGAUAAGUUAAAAGAUCAGGUUCUUGACCUAACAGACAAGCUCAAAGAAAAAGAGAAAGAAUGUUUAGACGUUGUAAAUACCCAAACAUUGUCCGAAUCCCCACAACAAGAACGCGUUGGAAUUGAGGUUUCCAAGGGUGAAGUAUCAAUUGAAUCAAUUUCAACCUACAAACAAGAGGACAAUCUCUCGGUCAAAAGUGACCUAGUCAAUUCGGACAGCUCAAAUUACACUGAUGGAGUUCGUUCCUCUCUUUUAGAGCCAGGCGAUUCCUCAAACUUUUUUGAUAUGGACCAGUCAGAUAGGUCUCAAGAUGAAGAAGACAACUUAAGAAGGCUUCUGUUGCCUCCGCUAGCUUACAUGUUUCCUAUGAUCGGAGACAUUAGUUCCCCGGACCUACCUGCCAGUACUUGUUCCUCUGGCUUACCAAUUGAAGAAGAACCUUAUGAUUUCUGGGCUUACUAAGCUGUCAUCAGUAUUACUGUUUUAGUCUUCUGUUUGUUGGUUAUAAGGUAAGCAAAUAAAUCCAUCACAUAACACUGCAAUCCAGCAAGGAUUUAAGUUUCAGGUGAUGUUAUAAUUCUAGUUUUUUUCCUCCUUGUGCACUGUUCUUUUCCUGUAUUGUUUUCUAUGAACUUCUUGUCAGAAAUGUAAUGGAUGUAAUUAUUUUAUAAUUGAUCUUGUGAUAAA